Messenger RNA from Nerophis lumbriciformis (worm pipefish), 7229 nucleotides. RefSeq lists its product as uncharacterized. Lineage: Eukaryota; Metazoa; Chordata; Actinopteri; Syngnathiformes; Syngnathidae. The record is from RefSeq and is a predicted model, not a curated record. Gene Ontology annotation, molecular function: RNA polymerase II cis-regulatory region sequence-specific DNA binding; DNA-binding transcription factor activity, RNA polymerase II-specific. Gene Ontology annotation, biological process: regulation of DNA-templated transcription.
CCCUCUCAAUGGCGUUAUUUUUGUCCAUCGCGAAAAUAUCACAGUUGCUCGGGUGUAUAUUUGGAGAUGAAUAAAUGAAUAAAACGCCCCGCUUUGGCAUAUUAGCAGCGAGCAUAGUGCCCGGAAACAUCCCCAGGGCCGGAAAGAAGCGAUGUUUGGGGCGCACACGUCACUCUUUUUUUUUUUUUAACCCCAAAUUUAUUAGCGCCCACCAUUAUUGCCAACAUUUACCGCCGGUGUUGCUACCGUCGUGCUCAGGGGUGGUAGAAGGAAGAACGACGGCGGUAUCCGUCCGUGUUUAUUGUCUGGGAGCGGCGGGCGCGCUUAUAGCGCCCCAAAAAAUGGCUCCGGCUAACCCCUGGAAAACAGCACGCAGCGACGGGGGUGAGGCGGUAGCUACUUAGCUUCUGGCUAACAGCUAACCCCGAGGAAGGCGUGACAGGCCCCGCUCGUCCGCGAACUCUUCCCCGACGCCGCCGACGCCAAGUUUUUUGUGUGUGUAAGUGUGUGUAAGUGUGUGUGUUGAUUUUCACGGAAAAUGAUCAUCGAAAGCGUCUUUGUCAAUCAUCGGUCGGGGGAAUCUGCAUACGCUCCAUCCAUCGGAUCGAUCGGAGGAAAUGCUUCAGGGUCUUCUUGGCUGAACACAGAUGAGGAAUCUCACUUAGAUCAAAGGGAAAUGUCAAUGCAGUAACUGGCAAAGGAAACAAGAAGAAGUCAAUUGAACUGCUUUGCUAUAGAAGUUAUUGUAAGCUUUUUUUUUUUUUUCAAAGUAGGCGGAACAUUUCCAAAUGACUUUUUAAAUCAUUUUCAGCUGCUUUUGGAAGUAAAUUUUGAGCAGUGGAGGAUCACGCACAUCCUUUUCUAAACUUUAAAUCGAAGUGACAUCGAAACAUUUGCACAAAACCCUUUUUAGACUUGAGUAUAUAUUUCACCAGACUCUUGUUGCUGCUCCUAGCACUGGAGGUUUGGCCCUACACCCCCAUGUGCAUUUGAGUGGGAAAUGUUCCAAUUUGGAAAAUACAAUUUGGACAUUAUAGAAAUGUUAAGUGGGCACCAGGCCCACCAGUUCAAGGGUCUCGGUCUAGACCGCCAACUACAGCAUCAGCAGCAAGUGCAACUUCACCAGCAUCAACUACAGCAGCAGCAGCAGCAGCAGCAGCAAGCUGAGUCGUCUGGAGCUCUUCUGUCUGGACUUGGCUUGGGACCCCUGCAGGGGUCAAGAGGUAACGCCUUUUCUGAUUCUGCCUCCAUUUUUGCCAAGAUGAGUGCCCCUCCUCCCCCACCUUUACAACAACAGCCUUCCUCAUCUCAGAGCUCUCGCUCAAAGUCAAGCAAGAUGGGUAGCAGCAGCUCUUCCAGCCAUUCCUCGGGCUAUCCACAGUUCCUGCGCUCUUUCCACCCGUCUGAGGCAGCACUAGCACAGGAGCAGUUACACCCAGGUGUAGGCCGUUUUGAGCACUUUGCCGGGGGAAGUAGCAUUAGCGCGAGUGGUGGGGGAUUAGGAGGAUUAGUAACAUCAGCACCUCCACCCCCACCUCCUCUGCAUCCCGGCUUGUCUGUCCCCCAAGCAUCAUCUGGCCCCUCCUCGUCUUCCCCUUCUCCUUCAACCUCUGUGGCCACCUCUAACAAUCCUAGUAGCAGUGCAGUCAGCUCUUUGGGACACCAGUUAGUUGGAGCCCAGUCUGAUGCACGGAGCCUUCACCAACAGUUUAGCUGCAUGCUAGCUGCUAACCAGUAUUUUCUCUCUGGGGUGCCUGCUAAUGCUAGUUUAGAGCAGUUUCUCGUUCAGCAGGGUAGCCAUAACCACUUAGGGAUCGGCUUAAGUCAGACAGGUGGGGAGUCUAGCACUAGCCUCGCUCCACCUUCCGCACUGCAUUCUUCUCACUCGCUGAGCCACUCUCAGCCACAGCAGGCACCGCAGCAGCCACCCCAGCAGCAACAGCUUCCGCCUCACACCCUUUCUCAUCCUCACUCUCAUUCUCAUCCUCACCACCCGCUCCACCCCGGCUCCCAGCCGUCGUCGCUGGGCGGCUUUGACUUUCAGGGUAUCCCUGUCCUCUCAUCAAAUCAGAUUGCUUCUCUGAUGCAGCAGGAAGCAGGCUUGCCGCUCCCUUUGCCACUUCAUUUGUCCCUGUCAAAGGAUGAUGGCAAAGCGGAAAGUGGUGGAGGUGGUGGUGGUAGUAGUAGCAGUAGGAGGAAGAAAGCGAUGGCUGGUUAUUUGCCCCAAAGAAAAUCUGAUAGCGCUAUUAAUGGCCACAGCAGCCAUAGUGGUAAUCCUAGCACUGGUAGCAACAGUGGAGCACUUAGUCAUAGUCAGCCCCCAGCUUUAAUUGGAAGUGGGGUUGGCUUAACAAAUAUGGGAGGUGACCCAUCAUCCCUUCUUGCCUCUUCAUCGUCAUCCUCAUCAGUAGUUUCUUCCUCCUCCGCCGCUCCCUCUUCUUCUGCUGCCUCAGUACUCGUUACUAAUGAUUCUCACCUUUCUAAAUCUGAUAACCCGAGCUCAAUGCAACCCAACGCCACAGAUUCCGAUACAGAGCCAGUUUAUAGCUGUGGAGAGUGUGGCAAAAGCUUCCCUCACCUUUCGAGCCUUCGCAGGCAUAUGCGUAUGCAUGAGCCAACAGCAGCUGAUACUCCCCAGCCCUCGUCCAGUUGUUGUCCUAGUCCAGACAAAAUAUUUCAUUGCCCCGAAUGUGGCAAAGGCUUUAAGAAAAAAGGGCACCUCCUGCAACACGGUGUCUUACAUUCUUCAGCCCGCCCCUAUGGCUGCUCCACCUGCUCUCGGGCUUUUAAUCGUAGAGAGUCACUGACACGGCAUGAGAAGAUACAUGAGGAAAAGCCAUUCCGAUGUCCUGCCUGUGGUCGUGCCUUCCGUGAGAGCACCUCUCUACUCAACCACGCUGCCUCAGGCACCUGCGGCAAGCCAGGUAGGGGACCUAAACAACGGGGCAGCAAGACAGGAAGCGAUGGUGAGGACAGAGUUGGGGGAGGGAGCGGAGGAGGGAAUUCAAAUAACAGGGACAGAACAGAUGGUAAAUACCCCACUGACUACUCUCGGAAUCGUUACACAGGCUACCAUGAAGACCACCGUUCUCAAGGUAAUCCAUCUCCGUGCUACUCUGGCGCCUCCCCCUGCGGGAGUGGGAUGGCCGGCCCAGCUUUGAGAAAGGCACCCCUGGCCCCAACGCUGCAUCCGCACUCACAGAGCCACAGCCAGCACCACCAUCCGCAGCAACAACCCCACCUGCCCCUCUCUUCUCUACUGGAUGACUCAGAGGAUGAUGUCACUAGCUCCGUCAAUAACGCGAUCUCUGCUAUCACAGCUGCGAGUGGAAAUAGAGAUGAUAGAGGAGACAUCAUAGGAGGCCUACUAGGUGGUCUUGGUCUUGGCCCUCUGGGUUCCCCAUCAACCUCCGGCAUGGAUAAAAAUUUCAGAGGUGGUGGGAAUCAGGAGCCUUUGAGCAGCAAUCCACAAAAUCCUGCUGCUAAACCCAAACGUCCCCGCAAACCCAGACCCAAGAAAGAUCCAACAGCUGAUGGGCAGCCCCCUAAACGUAGGCAGUACGCUCCAAGGAUGGGAACCAGCGGGCUCCCCCGCACUCACCUCUGCAGUGUCUGCGGUAAGGGUUUUGCACGCCGCGAGACUCUACGCAGGCACGACCGCAUUCAUACUGGAGAAAAGCCUCAUCACUGCACUGUUUGUGGGAAAUAUUUUAGAGAGGCUUUCCACCUAAGCAAGCAUCAAACAGUACACUCUGGGGCAAAGAAUUACAAAUGCAGCAUCUGUGGCAAGGAGUUUGGCUACUCCCAGAGCCUCAGGAGGCACAGCAAACUCCACCAGAAAGGGGAGAUGGAAGAGGUGCCCACAACGCCAGCUCCAGACAACAUAAACAGCUUUAAUACAAACCCUCAAUGCGGUGUGACCCAAGACGGGAGCCAGAACCAAGUACCAAGCACCUCCUCCUAUUACUCCUACCCUCAAGAUGUCAAGCCUCAAGAUACCCACCCUCCGCCACAGACCCAGCCACAUUCACAGCCCCCGCCUCGUCUUUACACCUGUGCUAUAUGUUGGAAGUCGUUCCGCCAUCACUUCCAUCUGACUGCUCAUCACCAGACGGUUCAUGAAAGUGGGGGUGAAAAGCACUUCUGCUGUGAGGUGUGCGGAAAAGCAUUUGCUUACUCAAAUAGCCUAACCCGACACAGGCAGUCCCAGCAUGGAAUCACCCGCGCUGAACCGUCUAACCCUCAAGAAGGCAGCAGCGGGUCUGGAGACAACCGAGGAGGGAGUGACGUGAACCAGUCGGCGUCGGAGAGCGAGGCCGCCACCAAUGCUCUGCUACAGAUGGCCCCUGCUUCCGAAGGCCACGUCCCUCCAAGCCUAAAUGUUGUCACUCACAACCACCAGCAGGCAGCCUCGCAACCGCCUGCUGGUUACUCCCCCCUUUUUUAUGACGCCACAGCCCAUUCUUCAUCAUCCAGUGCCCCAUCUUACUCGCAGCCUCUGCCCCCCAACUCCACGAUCAUGCCCCCCCACCACCCGCACUCCCCAGCCGGGGUUAAAGGAGAGCAUAUAUAUCCAGCCGGAUCCCGCAGCCGUACGCUUCACACAACAGCCCCCUUCCAGCCCCUUACGGAACUGCCCUCCACUGAACAUCACCAUCUACAUCAUCAUCUUCAUCACCCCCACCAUCAUCCUCAUCAUCAGUCAGGUGCCCAGCCCCCCCAACACCUCGACUGCAGCAACCAGGUGUCGCAUGAUGAAAUCAGGCGACACAAGAAGAAAAAAAAAAAGUCAGAUAGGGGAGAUUGGAGGGGAAAUAAGUAUGAAUCCCAAGACUUAGUCAGAUUUGAUGGCAGCCGCAAGAAGAAAAAGAUAAGUUGUACAGUAAGAGGGGGGCCAUUGAACAAAAAACAAGGCUCUCUUCGCUUGACGAUUAGACGGGGUGAAGGAUCUGGUGGCGGCGGGUAUAAACUUGUCAACACUGGGGGAGUGAAAGUUCAGAUCCUGUCAUCCCUAAAAGUUCCCGUGAAGCGUUUUGGCUGUCCGAUAUGUCCCAAUUCAGUGUUUUCCCGCAAAGCGGGACUGCUCGUCCACAUGGCAGUUAGACACCCGCAAAGAGCCACGACCCGGCUGGAGCGACUUCAGUGCAGCGUAUGUGGGAAGCGGUCACACAGGCCCAUGGCUGCUUAUAUCCACCGGGCUACUCAUCGCUCCAGAGGGUCCUUCUCCUGCCAGGGUUGCUCGGCCCGCUUCUGGAAUGCUGUACUUCUCCAAAGGCACAAGGGGGCCUGCCGCCGAGUUGUUCAAGAAGCACGGCCGGGCGAUGCAAAGAGGAUGAAGCUUCUAAAGAAACCGGCAGAAAGACAGACCCGAGACGGUCAAGGAGACAUGCCGUACCACCAACUGGAAUCAUAUAGAUACUGAGCAUCAUGGUAUCCUACAACUGUCGCGCAUGAUUGCGAAAAGAGGACGACAAUAAAGGGACUUGAAAAUGAAUUUUUGACUCUGCUGACUUUAGGACAGAGUGUGGUAACAACUACUGUAGAGCAUCAUGUUAAAUCACCUGAAAUUCUUCCAGAUUAUUUUGGAAUGUGUUUCAAAGAUGUGACUGUUUCCAUAGGAUCACUAACCCCUUAAGUGCAUUGACACUAUGCUUGGCAGUCACUAAGCAAGUUUAGAUAACGUGUAUCUUUUCUCCCCAUAUUUUAUCCAGCAUCCCUGCUGCACCUCUCGCUGUAUGAUAAACUCUGUCCCUGCCGUGUACUUUGUCUUGUUCAUGUAGCAGCUCUGAAGAUUUUUUUUUUAUUUUUUUUAACUAUUAUUAUUUUUCAAGUGCUUUUAUUAGGAGUAGGGACUUUGCGGUGAAAACAUUUGUUGAUAGUUCUGUCAGUGCAUGUUUGUUCUCUGGUCAAGUUUUUGCUGAGGUGAUUGACAUGUGAUGGCUUAUUGAAGUAUAUCCCAGACGUUUGUAGUGUCGACUUGAUUCAAGAGUUCCUCCCAUAACCCCUAGUGAUUAUAAUCACGUAUAGAUGACAUGUUCACGGUAAUUAGCAUCAAGGGUCUCCUGCCAAAAAUUAAGAAACUUACUUCACUUGGUUCGUUUCAGAUUUUCUUAGCUUUUGUACCAAGAGGUAGAACACAAGGUAAACAAGUGGGCUCUUAACAGUUUCUCAUGUUAAUUGUAUGCUCUUUUUUUUUUUUUAGCAGUAAUUCUUUCUACAGUGCUUCACGUUGGACCUAUUCUAGAAGCUCCUCAUGUAUUUAAGUACGUAACUGUCCUCACGCCAAUCAUAGACUGAACCCUCAACCUUUUUUUAGUGUGCUGAGUUGCAAUCAUAACCUGAAACUGUCACACUUUGGUUCUCUUCUAAAGAAAGACGUUAACCUCUUCACGUAUGAAAUGUCCGUGUCCCUUUCACACCUUGUUUUUUUUUUCUUCCAAAGGAAAAAAAUAUAGUUUUAGUAGAUUUUUAUCACUUUAUUUACUUAAAGCCAGUAGUUGAUUAUAUUUGAAAAUGAAUAAACCUUGAGUGUAAUACUUUUGUUUUUCUUUUUUGUUCAAAGAAAUGUCAGAGAGACUCAAAGAAUGCAGGGUUUCAAUAGUUCUAGGAUACUCUUAGGGACGUGAAGACUUCUUUUUUGUUCAAAGAAAUGUCAGAGAGACUCGGACAAUAUGGGGUUUCAAUAGUUCUAGGAUACUCUUAAGGACGUGAAGACUUCUUUUUUGUCCAAAGAAAUGUCAGAGAGACUCGGACAAUAUGGGGUUUCAAUAGUUCUAGGAUACUCUUAAGGACCUGAAGACUUAUUUUUUGUUCAAAGAAAUGUCCAAGAGACACUGAGAAUACAGGGUUUCAAUAGUACUAGGAUACUCUUAAGGACGUGAAGACUUAUUUUUUGUUCAAAGAAAUGUCCGAGAGACUCUGAGAAUACAGGGUUUCAAUAGUUCUAGGAUACUCUCAAGGAUGUGAAGACUUUUUUUUUUGUUCAAAGAAAUGUCCAAGAGACUGAGAAUACAGGGUUUCAAUAGUUCUAGGAUACUCUUAGGGACGUGAAGACUUCUUUUUUGUUCAAAGAAAUGUUCGAGAGACUAGGAAAGUACGGGGUUUCAAUAGUUCUAGGAUACUCUUAGGGACGUGAAGACUUAUUUUUUGUUCAACGAAAUGUCUGAGACACUCUGAGAAUACAGGGUUUCAAUAGUUCUAGGAUUCUCUUAGGGACGUGAAGACUUCGG